CAGGACCAGGAUGUUAGCUACUGCCUGUGGCCUUGCUCUGCCCUCAAUAAGUCACUGCCUGCUUUCAUCCCUAGCCAGUGACAUGGGGUGAGCCCUGCAUCUGAGGUUUCUAUCAUAUGCCAUUACUAACCCUUUCAUUGCAGAACUGCCCUGUGCUUCCAGCAUGAGAUGACUGUAUCUACACCUUCCUUGUUUAACCGGGAUUGAGGAAAUUGCAGACACCAUGGCUUGGAGAGCACUCAGCUGUUUGCUAUUCUUUAUUGAGAAAGGCAGAAGCUCUUAGGGGUGAACAAGAGGUCCCAGCUGUGCACUAUCCUGGGUCUCUGUCCCAUUCUACACAAUGGUGAUGGAGAGACACCUAAUAGUUGAUACCAUCAGUAAUUCCUCUUGUGAUGCAAUGCAGAAUCCCUGCAGUGUGACAACUGAUCUGAAAUGGCAGACAGAUCCAAAGUCUUUAAGAAAACCAGCCCCAAUGCAAAGCUCUCCAUCUACCUGGGGAAGAGAGAUUUUGUGGAUCAUGUUGAUUAUGUAGAACCUGUAGAUGGUGUCAUCUUGAUUGAUCCUGAAUAUCUGAAGGAUAGAAAAGUUUUUGUGACCCUGACAUGUGCAUUCCGCUAUGGCCGAGAUGAUCUGGAUGUUAUCGGUUUGAGCUUCAGGAAGGAUAUCUGUGCCAUGGCCAAUCAGAUUUAUCCUUCUGUGCCAAAACAGGCACCAGCAACCCUCACUCCAUUGCAGGAAAAGCUGAUGAAGAAGUUGGGCGAGAAUGCUUACCCUUUCACUUUUGAGAUUCCAACCAACUUGCCCUGCUCAGUCACUCUCCAGCCAGGGCCAGAUGAUGCUGGAAAGGCCUGCGGAGUGGACUUUGAAGUCAAAGGAUUUUGUGCUGAAAAUCUGGAGGAGAAAAUUCACAAGAGGAAUUCAGUGAGGCUGGUGAUCCGAAAAGUCCAGUUUGCUCCACUAAACUUGGGUCCAGCCCCAAAGGCAGAGACUACUAAGCAGUUCAUAAUGUCUGACAAGCCACUGUACCUUGAGGCCUCGCUGGAUAAAGAGAUCUAUUACCAUGGUGACCCAAUCAGUGUCAAUGUUAACAUCAACAACGCCACAUCCAAGAUUGUGAAAAAAAUUAAAAUAACAGUGGAGCAGAUCACAGAUGUGGUUCUCUUUUCAUUGGACAAAUAUACCAAGAUUGUAUGUAAUGAAGAGAUAAAUGAAACGGUGGCUGCCAAUUCCACCGUCUCUAAAAGCUACACAGUGACCCCCACCCUGGCCGCCAACCGUCAGCAGCGUGGCCUGGCACUCGAUGGCAAACUGAAGCAUGGGGACACCAACCUGGCCUCCAGCACCAUCCUAAGACCUGGCAUGGAGAAAGAGGUUCUGGGGAUCCUGGUCUCCUACAUUGUGAAGGUCACCUUGGUGGUAUCCAGAGGAGGCAUCCUGGGAGAUCUCACUUCAAGUGAUGUUGGUGUUGAGUUGCCACUUAUUCUCAUGCACCCAAAGCCAACUGAUGGUGAGUGAUUAAGCUACAAUACCAUUUCCAUGAAAGAAAUAGCAGGAAGGAAUAAGAUGCAUGUUCACAGGGGGGCAUCAAAAGACUUACAACAUUUUUUCCCCUUUGGCCUGUUGAAGCAGCUCAUGAAAAUGAACUCAAAUUGAAACGAACCCUAAAGCCUUCUCCAAGGGGAGCAGUUUGGUUAACCCUUCUCCUGUUUCCCUGCUUCUUGUGUGGUUAACAUGGAAGGUCCAACAAUUCUUGAGAGGCUUCUAUUAUUCCCACCCUAAAAUUAAACUGAGCUUCUACACUUUCUGAAACUGGCCGUCACUGGGUUCUCAUGAUGUCCUCUACAGUGUGCUAUUGAUACCAUAAGCAAUGUGAAAAAGCACUGCCUGUGUUUUACAGAGUCCAUUGUGACCCAUGGCUUUAGAAAUAAGAAGAUCUACUCCCACUUACUUUUCAGCCCUGUUCUGCCUAUGUAAGGCCAUGCAGCAAGUGCAAACUAUAAAAUGCUUCAGGGAAUGUUUGCAAAGGGGUUGCUAUGCCUCUAGAUUUUGACAGGACCAUCUUGUUUCCUUCAAGCUUGGUUUGCAGAAGAUGUAUCAUCAUCAUCAAAACUGAAUAUUGCAUUUUAACAUCAAUGCCAUAGGUUUGUGUUGAAGGAACUAAUUGUAGGGGUGGUAAUCUUGUGGCCAGCCAAGAGCUGAGGCCAUUCAUUUGGGGGAUUAUUAGUCCCAUUUUGCAAUUGCAGAUUUGAACCACUAACCACAGGACAAAGAAUGGGUGGUCUGUGAACUAAACUUGAUGCUUAUUUAGCAUAAUUGAAAGGAAACAGUUAUACUAAAUCUGAAACUCAAUCAUGUUUGUAAAAGCAAUGGGAUUAGCCAAGUAUCAACUGAACCUGUUAUCCAAACUUCUCUCAUGAGAGUCUUAUUCACUGAGAGGGAAAAGUAUUGAUUUUUUCUUGAGAGAGAGGGUAUAAAACGUUCAAAAUAUUGCACUCUGUGAAAUAUCUGAUCUUCCACUGUAAUCAGGAAACUAAAAUAGAGCAGCCAUUUUCAGUUCUUUGCCUCAGAACGUGUCCUUCCUUCAGAAACAUAUCAACACCAAGAAUAUGUGCUUUUUGAAAUGUCUGUCUCAAACUAAUUAGUGUCGAUUUUUCUUUGCUGCUUUGUGGUGCAUUUACAACUGGACCAUAGACGUGCCAAGGUAAGACAAAGUCUUUUCAGAGUUUAUACUGCCAUUUUCUAUAAACAUUGUUAAGUAAACUCAUCAAACACAGCUGUGAUGAAAUAAUAUGCUCCAAGUCCAAUGUGUGGUUACGGAGCCAUCCUAUGACUAUCUGAGACGAAAAGAUACAGGCCUUGAAGACUUGUAUUCUUGCAUCAGAACAGAAACUGUGUGACAUUAUAGCUAAAAUGAGAAACCAGAGAGGGCCAGGAGAAAUCACUGCUGAGCAAGGGCAUAUGUUUUGUAGUUUCACUUUAUUUUGAGGGUUUCUGAUUUUCCUUCCCUUUGUGGAAAUCAGAAGACUCUGUUGUUCAAGACCCAAAUCUUUACACUACUUCAUUGUUUUCUGGAAAGAGUUCCUGUCAGUGACUCAGUUUCAUUGGUUUAUGCGCUGCAUGGAGCUCUGGUAAAUUUUCUCUGUGCUAGUCCAGAUUUCCAUCUCUGGCACCUAUCAGCACAGCUGGGGACACAGACAAUAGCUGUCCCAUUGCUGUUGUUUUCUUGGUAAUUCCAGCAGACUGUAGGUCAUUGAAGUUCAGUGGCUGCUGGAAGCUGUGCUCAAAAGACACUGGCCUAUAAGCAAAUUGCAACCUAAAAAAAAAAAGUACAAUUGUAUGCGGAGAGACCAGAUGGAUUCUUUACAGCAGUAAAUCCUGUAGCUAUAGUAACUGGCAUAGGAAGUAAUUAAAACACCCAAGGACUAUCCCAACAGUACCUAAACCCAGGAGGAGAAUUCCACCAAAUCCCACCACAUGCCAACAGGCUGAGUUAGCCUUACAAGAUGAAGGCCUGCAUUCCCCUGGUAAUUCUGUUUAGCUCCAGGAUAAUCUGUCCAAAUCAUUUCUACUGUAGAAGUCCACUUCUACAGCUGGCAGAUAUCUGUGUCAAUCAAAGUUUAACUCCAUUACAAAAACGCCCUCUGAGAUAUCCCACCAUGCUAAGUCCAUCUGUAGCAUUGUGAUGUGCAAGCCACAGAUUCCAUCUGCCCAGGAAUUUGAUCCUUCAUUGCAGGACCAUGAAAGUCCCAUGUUUUUGUCUUGUUGCAUCCUGGAAGCUGCUACUGGGAGAGAGAUGCUGCUGCUCAGGAGAUGUGCAUAGACAUGCAUGAAAAUCAGAAUAUUUUGAGGACAGGUAGAGCCAGGGAGCUCUGUCAAGCAUUUUCACACCAAAGAACAUCUGACUUUGAGGACCCAAUUAGGUUAUUUCCUCCUCUUAGCCAGAAGGACCUUGCUGAUCUGUCCCAUUGCUGCCCUCUUUUAUUCCAUGCAGAAUUUGCUGAGUUAUUUUGAAUUUUUGAAACCUUGUCUUGCUGAUCUUCUUUUCUUCUUUAUUUCCCAUCUGUUUUGUGGCUCUUUCUGCACUUCUCUUACCAGGAGGUACCUAAUACUUUCUCUGUCCACUUUUUGGGUUUUGAUAUAAUCCUGUGAUUUAAGAAAUCUCUUUAGAAGCAGGGGGUGUAUGUAUGCAUCACUGAGGGUCCUGGGUUUAACAGCAUUGCCAUUUCUGGUAGAAUGCCUGUUGAACAACUACUUACUGUUCACCAGCCCAUCUGGUGUAUUGCAGUCAGUGAAUUCUUUACAGCAGGAAGUCCUGUAGCUGAAGUAAUCAGUGCAGGAAAUAAUGAAAAACACCAAGAACUGUUCUAACAGAACACAUGGCACCAACCUCACCUGCAAGUGUUCAGAGUUCCCUUGGGUUGAACCUGAGUGUGUAGAGGCAACAAAGCAUUCCUGAGCUGGGAAGGUACACAGAGGAGUCCUCUGAGACCGGCUAUUAACAGAAUGGGCGUUAGCUGGGUGUUGAGUCCAUGUUAGGACUCUGGAACUAGUCCUUUUGGUCUGAGAAGGGGCUUUGCCCUUUUCACUGCCCUCCUUAGGACUUUCAUACUGUGCUGCCAAGGCAGAUGGUGUUUCACCAAAGGCCCAGUUCUGAAACCUUACCAUACUCUGUUCUGCUUUGCAGUGAGGAGGACAUUGUGAUAGAGGAAUUUGCUCGCCAGAAUCUCCAGGGGGAAAAGGAUGAUGAAGAUGACAAGGAGGAAGCUGACAAAGAAGGAAGUUAACUUGCUACCUGGCCAAACUAGAGUAGUGACCAGUCACCAAUCUAGUACACCAGAGCGUGGGACAUAGAUCUGGUAGUGCAGUCUACAAUGUGCUGUGAAAGUACUCAAACCAGUGUUAUAUUUGUGAUGUAAUUAAUUCUUGUAUCUACUUUCCUUCUCACCCCCCCCAACUGAUCAUUGCACUAGUCCUGAUUCCAAUGGCAUAAACAGACCAUAUAUGUACUAGUGAUAAACAGUAACACUCUUUGUAUGAAAUUGUCAUGUCUUGAUAGAACAGGAGUCUAAGCCAUUUCCACUCACCAGCUGACAGACCUUUAUAAAUAAAAGGUUCAAUUAGA
Messenger RNA from Alligator mississippiensis (American alligator), 5122 nucleotides. RefSeq names its product arrestin 3 (gene ARR3). Bases 433 to 1515 code for a protein of 360 amino acids. Gene Ontology annotation, biological process: signal transduction; visual perception; G protein-coupled receptor internalization. NCBI's taxonomy places the organism in Eukaryota, Metazoa, Chordata, Crocodylia, Alligatoridae. The record is from RefSeq and is a predicted model, not a curated record. The transcript has 16 exons. Gene Ontology annotation, molecular function: G protein-coupled receptor binding.